AAUGUAGGAGCUGCUGUGUGGGGGUGGGUCAGCACCCUCUUGUUAAUCCACAGCCUCUGCACACACAAGAAAUAUAUUUCAGCUUGAAAAUGCAAACUUUUGCCUGUCGGUGCACUUACAUCACUGCGUGGAAAGAAGCUGACCAGCUUUUUCUCUGCCUGCAUUUAUACACCCUUGUGCCUCUGACCUAAAAAUGAAAAGGAAGAGAGGGCUGUCACUUCAUUUGGACACCACUAUUACACCAUGUGCUAUUUCUUUAUAUAAAUACUGUCCAGGUUUCACAGGUGGGAAAAAAGUCAUUAAACAGCCCUGUGCCUUAACUAUAAACUCAAAAUAGAAAUUAGUAAACAAAAUUAAUUGUGAUACACGUGUAAGAUAUACCUUACAUAGUUAUGGCAGUUUCAGGACAUCUAGUCAAACUAGUUUUGUACUAUUUCUUUAUCUCCAAUUAGGUGAACAAUUGGCAAGCUAAAUUAAAUAACAGGAAAUGGGGGAAGGGUGGAGUAAUUCUCCAACAAGGAAGCUUGUUUCACAACCUGCUAGAUUGUUUUCAUCUGUAAUGAUGGGAGUAACGCAUGCUAAUAAGGUACAACAACAGCGGGUACCACCUCUACCACGACAAAAAUCUUUUAUUCCCCCGCAAAUCCCAAACCCCUUUGUGCAUGAAAUCAACCUGUCCCCACUUACCAAGUUAAAGAUGCUGUUAUGUGGUUUGUUUAUUCUUCCACUCCGAAUCAUUCUCUUUAUGAUUGUUUUACUUGUGUCAUGGUUGGUUGCGGCCAUUGCUACCUGCUGUUGUCCUGAAAGAAAUGAAAAACCAUUUAAUGGAUGGAGAAGGAAAGUUACCCAGAGUCUAAUCAGCACCCUUGGACGCCUUCUGUUCUUUUCAAUGGGAUUCCAUGUUCGGGUAGAGGGAAAACCUGCAAGUCCAGCUGAUGCUCCUAUCCUUUUGGUUGCUCCUCACUCCUCCUUCUUUGAUGCCAUUGCAGUCAUUGUCUCAGGAAUGCCAUCCAGUGUUUCCAGAGAAGAAAAUAUUUCUGUGCCUUUAUUUGGCAGGAUUCUCCGAGCUCUUCAGCCUGUCCUUGUAUCUCGUGCUGAUCCAGAUUCUCGAAAGAACACAAUUGAUGAGAUUAAAAAACGAGCUACAUCAGGAGACUGGCCACAGGUUUUAAUUUUUCCAGAGGGUACCUGUACAAAUCAUACCUGUUUAAUAUCCUUUAAACCAGGUGCAUUUCACCCUGGGGUUGCUGUUCAACCAAUACUUCUGAAAUAUCCAAACACUCUGGAUACAGUCACCUGGACUUGGCAGGGAUACACAGUUGAAAAGCUUCUAUUAUUAACUUUGUGUCAGAUCUGGACAAAUGUAACUGUAGAGUUCCUUCCAGUAUAUGUUCCUUCUGAAGAUGAAAAGAAAGAUCCUUUUCUUUAUGCUCACAAUGUCCGGCACACAAUGGCACAAGCACUGGGACUACCUGUCACUGAUCAUACAUAUGAAGACUGUAGGCUCAUGAUGACAGCUGGAGAGCUAACUCUACCAAUGGAGACUGGCCUUGUGGAGUUUACCAAAAUCAGCAAGAAGUUAAACCUAAAGUGGGACAACAUCAGAAAACAAUUGGAGAUAUUUGCUUCCAUCGCAGGAUCAUGCAAAGGAGGAAGAAUUGGUAUUGAGGAGUUUGCUCGUCAUCUAAAACUUCCGGUGUCUGAUGUUCUGCAAGAGCUGUUUUCAUUGUUUGACAGGAACAAAGAUGGCACUAUAGACUUCAGAGAGUAUGUCAUCGGUAUGGCCAUCCUUUGCAAUCCUGCUAACACAGAGGAAACAAUUAAAAUGGCAUUUAAGCUAUUUGAUGUGGAUGAAGAUGAAAGCAUUACAGAGGUUGAGUUCAGUUCCUUAUUACAGUCCUCCUUGGGUGUCCCUGAUCUAGAUGUUUCUAAACUUUUCAGAGAUAUGGAUGCUGACAAUUCAGGAAAGAUAUCUUAUGAGGAAUUCAGGAAUUUCUCCCUAAACCAUCCAGAAUAUGCCAAACUCUUUACAACUUAUCUGGAACACCAGAGAUAUUAUGUUUACAUGCUUGAAAAAGAAGAGGAAGAAGACUGUGUAAUGUUUCAAAGUGCUGCAAAUAUAAUAUGUCCCAUCGACAAUGAGGAAGAGAAAAUCACUAUAUCAGACAAAAAGGAGGAUUGAUAAAAGAGCAAAUUGAAUCUAUCAGUGCAAACCAUUUUACUGAUGCUUUUCAGUGGCUAAAAAAUAAGUUGCUAUUAGUUCAUAUAAAUAGUUCAUAUUAAUAAUGCCAUUCCAUGACUAAAGUUUAGGAAGAUCUAAGAUAAAGUGUGUUUAAAAUAUGUUCACUGCUUUUAUUCAUGUCAUUGAGAUACAUUAUGUAGAUUGUAGGUUAGCACUAGGGAAUCCUAUUAAGAAUUAACUGUAUAUCACUUGAAGCAGACCUAUUCCUUCUACUAAACUUAAAGGGAUACUAUCAUGGGAAAACAUGUUUUUUUCAAAACGCAUCAGUUAACAAUGCUGCUCCAGUAGACUUCUGCACUGAAAUGC
Messenger RNA from Xenopus laevis (African clawed frog), 2548 nucleotides. It is a transcript of the gene lpcat2.S, whose product is annotated as lysophosphatidylcholine acyltransferase 2 S homeolog. The transcript is spliced from 15 exons. The coding region runs from base 488 to 2182 and encodes 564 amino acids. The record is from RefSeq and is a predicted model, not a curated record. Lineage: Eukaryota; Metazoa; Chordata; Amphibia; Anura; Pipidae. Gene Ontology annotation, biological process: phospholipid metabolic process. Gene Ontology annotation, molecular function: acyltransferase activity, transferring groups other than amino-acyl groups; 1-acylglycerophosphocholine O-acyltransferase activity; lysophosphatidic acid acyltransferase activity. Gene Ontology annotation, cellular component: membrane; endoplasmic reticulum.